AUGAAUCCUUAAAAAGUCAGAAAUGGUCCCAAUUUUAUGCAAUAAGUCAACAAGAAAAAACAUGUAGAUUGUGCUUUGAGUUCAAACUCUGAUUCCUCUGAUGAUGAAGUUGAAGAAAUUGUUGCCGUCAAAAAAGAUGUACAAAAAUAAGUAAUCAUAUAUUCCUAAUUGAAUUAGAGGUUUUCAGUCUCGGCUGAAGCUUAUGGUCAAUUUAAUAAAAAGGAAAAUUUCAAAGCCAAAUUUAUUCCUAAAAGUAAAGAAUAAUCUGAACGAAUUAAAUAAAGAAUGCAAGCAGGAUUCAUGUUUAGUGCAUUAAAUGAAAAGGAAAUUGAAAUUGUGGUUGGAGCUAUGGAAGAAAAGAUAUUCCACAAAUCAGAAUAUGUAAUCAAGUAGGGAGAGGAAGGAAAUGUACUCUAUGUUGUUGAUACUGGAGAAUUAGAUUGCUUUAAGAAUUAUGGCAAGGGAGAUGUCUUCCUUAAAACAUACUAUCCAGGAGAAAGCUUUGGAGAACUCGCAUUGUUAUUUUAAUCUCCUAGAGUAUCUUAUUCUAUUGAAUUCUUUAGGCUGCAUCUAUCAUCGUAAAAAGUGAUCAAGCUAUUCUUUGGCAAUUAGAUAGAGAAACAUUUAAUCUUAUUGUAAAAGAAGCAUCUAUCAAAAAGAGAUAAUAAUUCGAAACGUACUCACAAUAUUCAUAAGUCUAGCUUUCUUGAAAAUUGGGAUUUGCUAAAAGAAAUUAAGGAUCCUUAUGAUAAAUUGAAAAUGAGUGACGCAUUAUUUGAAAAAUAAUUCAAAAAAGGAGACGUCAUUCUACAAUAAGGAUAAAAAAGCACUGAAAUAUUUAUAUUAGAAUAAGGAAGAGUGAGUGUGAAUAAAAAUAAUUGUAAGGCUCUCAGUUUAUCAUAGAAAAAUUGUUUGAAUUGGUUAAAUUUGGUGAUUAUUUUGGAGAUUAAAGUAUUGUAGCUGGCACAGUUGAAUCCUUUUCUUAUGUGGCAGAAGAAGACAUGAAAGUAAUGUACAUUCCCAAGAAAAGUUACUCAUCAACUCUCAAAGAAAUUGAAUCCACUUUAAUGAAAAACAUUCAAAUUAAAUAUGGAAAAUAUAUAUGA
This is a messenger RNA of Paramecium octaurelia, 1106 nucleotides long. The record is from the annotation of a GenBank genome assembly. NCBI's taxonomy places the organism in Eukaryota, Ciliophora, Oligohymenophorea, Peniculida, Parameciidae.